AUGUUCAGCGCAUUCUCUUUCGCCCCCGCCCGCCCCUUCGACCUGGUAGUCGCGCUCAAGGAAUGGAGCUCGACUAACGCGGAUCAUCUUGUCCCCGAGUUCGAAGGAAGGCCCAAGCGGAAGGACGAUCCCACCGCCGAAGCGUGGCUAAACCUCGUCGACAAAGGGUGCUCCGCGCGCGCGGUCCCAAAGACGCAUUGGCCGGCCGUGGCUAAGCAUUUCAUGGGCAAGAAGGCGCGCGGACGCGUACUCGAGCUGGAGAAAGUCAUGCGCGCGCUGCACGGGCAGCAGUGGGACUGGCGCUGGAAGGACUUUAGGGUCGCGGUCCUGAACAUGGGAUGGAACAUCGAUGAGACAAAGACCCGCCCGGUCCUUGUCGAACGGAAGUCAUCCGGCCUCUGGUGGAUCGUUGGCGGCAAGGACGAAACUCCCGCACAACCCGUCGCUCCGGGUAAGAGCAACAGCAAGGUACCCCAGGCUGUGCCCAAGAAGCCGUUCACCGACGCGAAGCCUUCGAAGACCAACGCCAACAAGGCCUCAGGCUCGGAGUCGAAAGUGCUCACGAAGGCCUCACCCCCCAAGGCCACGGUCGUCCCGAAGGACCCCAGGCCAACCCCGACACGGAGCGGUUCCGUCUUCUCCCUCCCCGCGCUCCCAUUCCUCCGACCUACGCCUCAGCCCCAGCAAACGGUCCUGCAGACGAUCACGGCACAGGUGCCGCUCUGGCUACUCGCAGCCACAGAGGCGCUCUCGACGCUCUCGAACGACCACCCUGACGUCCUGACGGCAGUGGCGACCGCCCUGGUUGCGGUGGGGACGGUGAGCACGGGUGGGAGUGCCGCGGUGGCGGCCAUCGGAGAGGCCGCGGUGGUCGUGGGGAGGGCCCUCAAGACCGCGCACGACCGCGCGCACUCGCACCGUUGA
Molecule: messenger RNA, 924 nt
Organism: Trametes versicolor FP-101664 SS1
Lineage: Eukaryota; Fungi; Basidiomycota; Agaricomycetes; Polyporales; Polyporaceae
Exons: 2
Coding region: 1-924 (307 amino acids)
Source: RefSeq, a predicted model, not a curated record